This is a messenger RNA of Echinococcus granulosus, 705 nucleotides long. RefSeq lists its product as hypothetical. The transcript has 6 exons. Bases 1 to 705 code for a protein of 234 amino acids. Lineage: Eukaryota; Metazoa; Platyhelminthes; Cestoda; Cyclophyllidea; Taeniidae. The record is from RefSeq and is a predicted model, not a curated record.
AUGGCCUCGAACUCGGCAGAAUUCGCGAUCAAGGUUAUCGACUGCUUUUACGAAUUGCCGUCCACUGAUGUUCUCUCCCUCCAGACGGAAGUGAUGGACGUUGAGUCUUCUGCUCCCUUAUCACCAGCUCAUUCUUCCUCUGCGCCCUCUGAGCUUCCACCCAUCUAUGGUCAGGAGGUUUCGGAAGAGUGGAUAGAAGCGCACACGCAAUUGACUCAGGAAAUCUCGUCUCUGCGUGAACAACUGUUGCGUCAGCCACCACCCUCUUCAGAGGUCGAGGUUGCAUCGUUAUCGGAGUCUGCGCAGAACCUUGCCUCGCAGAUUGUGGCCCUCCAACGGGGUGUGGAGAGUCUGCACCAAUUCGCCUCCCAAUUGGCUCAAAUAACACGAGCAGCUGACCAAAUUCAAGAGGUCUCGGAGAAGCUUGCGGCAUUGUCGACAGAGGAGGCGACAGGGCGACCUCUGAAGAUCCUCCAGGAGGUCUGCAUGUCGGUGGGACGACGCUUCACUCUGGCCAUUUUCAAACCUGACGUGCAGCGAAUUGAGGUCUACCGCCAGUACGCGGAAGAGGCCAUUCGAGGGAGCGGUUUGAAACCACUGGUCUACCGCGAAUUCCGUAUGUCUCGAGGACGCGCGGAGGACUUUUAUGCUGCACAUCGAGGCAAAUUCUUCUACCAGCGUCUCGUCAACUACAUGAUCGCGUAA